AAUCGCAAUAAAAAAAGAAUGGAGAAGAAUCUGUACAAACAGGUGUUGUAUGUGAGCGCAAAGUUUCUAAUAAUCGCAGUGAUUUCUCAGACAUUGGGUUCCGUUAACGUGUCACCAGACAAUUAUGAAUAUCCUCUGAAGAUUUACAACGUCGGUGUUCUUAUGGCUUCCCAUUUGAACAGUCCCUUCGAUCUCGAGAGAUGCGGGCCAGCCGUGGAUCUGGCAUUGACCGAAGUAAACGAUUUCUUAAGCAUCCACAACGUGAAAUUGCGCAAGGUUCAAGAAAGUUAUCCAUCGUGCAGCGGAGCCGCAGCACCAGGUUUGGCGGCCGACAUGCACUUCCGGGACAAUGUGAUCGCUUUCAUCGGUCCAGCUUGUGCUUUCGCUCUUGAACCCGUGGCACGACUUGCUGCUUAUUGGAAUAUUCCUAUAAUUACCGGAAUGGGUGACCAACCGCCAUCAGAAGGGGAAUUAUCUGUAACAUCGGGCAUUCUUGGAAGAAUCAAUAAAUGGAGAAACGAAAGCUCGGGAAUAUUUAAAGAUAAGAGCAAAUAUCGAACAUUAACAAGAAUGUCCUACUGUCAGUGUCGACUUCGAUUGGUAUUCUCUAGUAUUUUUAAAGAAUUUGGAUGGUCCCACGUGGCGUUAAUAUUGGACAGAUCAGAUUUGUUCUCGUGGACAGUUGGAAAAAAUUUGGAAUAUGGUUUAAGAAAAGAGGGAUUGUUAAAAUUUGUGAGAGAACUAGAUGGAAAUUUUGAAGAUGAGUCGUACCAUUUUUACUUACGCGAUGCUAGUAUGUAUGCAAGAGUGUUGAUUCUUAGCGUUCGAGGAACUCUGGUCAGGAAAUUCAUGUUGGCUGCUCACGAUUUGGAAAUGACGAAGGGAGAUUGGGCAUUCCUUGAUGUUGAAAUAUUUCAAGGAUCCUAUUGGGGUGAUCACGAUUGGGAAGUUGGUGAUGAGGACGAUACCAUUGCCAGAAAAGCCUAUGAAGCAUUGCUCAGAGUAUCUCUUUUGCAACCAACAAGUCCAAGAUUCCAAGACUUCGCCGAUACUGUUCGUCAAAGAGCUCAAACAGAUUAUAAUUAUUCUUUCUCCGAAGGAGAAGAAGUGAAUUUUUUUAUCGGAGCUUUUUAUGACGGUGUAUAUUUACUCGGGAUAGCAUUGAACGAAACUCUGACCGAGGGUGGAGAUAUCAGAGACGGUAUAUCGAUAACGAGGAGAAUGUGGGAUCGAGACUUCAUUGGUAUUACAGGACACGUCAGGAUCGACGACAAUGGAGACCGCGACGCGGACUACAGUAUCCUGGAUUUAGAUCCUAUUACGGGAAGGUUUGAGGUGGUGGCGCAUUAUUUAGGAGUAAAUCGUGAAUAUAGUCCCGUAAUUGGGAAGAAGAUUCAUUGGCCUGGAGGAAGAGAAGGUCCACCAGUGGAUGUGCCCGAAUGUGGAUUUCUCGGGAAUGAUCCGGCGUGCACAUCGACCGAAGCAUAUACUUUUGUCGCAUAUACUAGCUUGGCACUUGUUGUGUUCCUCCUUGUUGCUGUUACUGCAAUUUGUGUGCUGUACAGACAUUUAAGAGUAUCAGCUGAUCUGAACAACAUGUCUUGGAGAAUUAGACCAGAAGAGUUACUUUUGGAAAUAGGAAAACCUUUCUCUUCAAAGAUUAAUUUACACCAAGCGAUUGCUGAGAAUUUCGGAUUGGAACAACGUAUUCGUCGAGGAUCACAAUUUAGCGGUGGAUCUUUACCUCCGACCACUGCAUUCACAACCGUUGGAAUUUACAAAGGGGAAAGAGUAGCUAUAAAAAAAAUUACUAAAAAGAAAGUGGUUGAUGUCACAAAGAAAUUAUUAUGGGAAAUUAAACAAGUACGAGAUGUUACUUCAGAAAACACUGUUAGAUUUAUUGGUGCAUGUUUUUGUUCUCCAUCACCAACAGUUUUAAUCUUGACAGAAUAUUGUCCUCGAGGUUCCUUGAAGGAUGUACUAGAGAACGAUGCUAUUAAAUUAGAUUGGAAUUUUCGAAUGUCUUUGAUCCACGAUAUUGUGAAGGUAGAGCAGGGAAUGUCUUAUCUUCAUGCUAGCGAGGUUUCAGCUCAUGGAAAACUUCGAUCUUGUAAUUGUUUGAUCGAUGGUCGCUUCGUUUUAAAAAUUUCAGACUUUGGACUUAAAACCCUUACUAUUCCUUCUGAUUUAAUUAUGGAUGAUAGUUAUUAUACUAAAUUACUUUGGAUCGCUCCGGAACUUAUACCAUUAACUGUGACACCUGGCAGUACAGCAACCCAAAAAGGGGAUGUUUAUAGUUUCGCGAUCAUUUUAGAAGAAAUUGUAGUUCGUGGUGGUCCAUAUGAAUCUGUGAAAUCAUUUAUAACUUCUCAAGAGAUUGUUAGCCGCGUCGCAGCAUCAGAAACUCCACCAUUCAGACCGGAAGUGGCACCAAAAGAUUGUCCACCGGAUAUUCUAUCCCUUAUGGAAAAAUGUUGGAAUGAAAUUCCAGAAGAACGACCAACAUUUCAUGCAAUUCGUGAAACUAUACGUGGCAUUAUGAAAGGUUACUGUGAAAAUUUAAUGGAUGAUUUAUUAAGACGUAUGGAACAAUAUGCAAAUAAUUUAGAAGCUCUCGUGGAAGAAAAAACAGAGCAGUUAAGUUUAGAAAAAAGACGUAGUGAAGAACUUCUUUAUCAAGUGCUUCCAAGACAAGUGGCUUGUCAAUUAAUGGCCGGAGAACUCGUUCAACCAGAGCAAUUUGAGUGUGUGACAAUUUAUUUUAGUGAUAUAGUUGGCUUUACAGCUCUCUGUGCACAAAGUACACCAAUGGAAGUGGUGGAUUUCUUAAAUGAUCUUUAUAGUACUUUUGAUCGUAUCAUCGAAUUUUAUGAUGUUUAUAAGGUGGAAACAAUAGGAGACGCAUAUAUGGUAGUAUCUGGCCUGCCAGAAAGAAAUGGCAAUGAACAUGCAAGGGAAAUUGCUUUAAUGGCUUUAGCAAUUCUCGAUUCUGUACGUUCUUUCACUAUAAUGCAUAAACAAAAUGCACAACUAAGUGUUAGAAUUGGUGUACAUAGCGGACCAGUCUGUGCAGGUGUAGUUGGACAAAAAAUGCCACAUUAUUGUCUUUUUGGUGACACAGUAAAUACUGCAUCGAGAAUGGAGUCUUCAGGUUUACCACUACGUAUACAUAUUUCUGAUGCAACAAAAUGUAUAUUGGAUAAGUUUGGAACAUUUGAUUUGGAACUCAGAGGUGAAGUGGAAUUAAAGGGCAAAGGACAAGUCACUUCCCACUGGUUAAAGGGUUGUUCUGAACCAGAUCCAAGACCACCUACACCGAAGUACCGCAAACAUAGUGUCAGUACACCAGAAAAUAAUUUAAAUCCUUUAAUUUUCCCACCUAAUAAUAUAAAUGGUCCAAAAACCAAUAAUAAUACUUUCAUUAAUUUAUCAGAAUUACAACAAACUGUCUAAUUUUCAUAAUUAAAAGUAAAUAUAAAAAAAUAUAUAUAUUAUUCUAUAGUAAAUGUUCUUAUAAUUUAAAUAUUAAACUAAAAAGUUAUAAUUAUAAUAAAUUUAUUUAAUUUUUUUUCUAUUACAAUAUGUCAAUUUUGAAUGUUACAUUAAUAACAUUUAAUUUAUAAGUAAAUAGAAGAAUCUGUAAUAGCUUUUGUCGACAGGCAUGUGCAUUAAAUUGUUCAUUUUAGACAAUAUAAUUAUCCGAAAUAUGUAAUAUUUUUUUUUUUAUUAUGUUCUCUGUGUAAUAGUUCUAUUUACCAAUAUCAAUGCAAUUUAAUACACUUGUCUAACAACAAUGAUUUACAUAAAGCUCAAAUGAAUUUUAGACAGUUAACAAAAAGAAAUUUCUCAAUAAAAAUAAAAAAA
Molecule: messenger RNA, 3864 nt
Organism: Apis dorsata (giant honeybee)
Lineage: Eukaryota; Metazoa; Arthropoda; Insecta; Hymenoptera; Apidae
Product: atrial natriuretic peptide receptor 1
Exons: 19
Coding region: 19-3453 (1144 amino acids)
Biological process (GO): protein phosphorylation; cGMP biosynthetic process; intracellular signal transduction
Cellular component (GO): membrane
Molecular function (GO): guanylate cyclase activity; peptide receptor activity; protein kinase activity
Source: RefSeq, a predicted model, not a curated record